Messenger RNA from Staurois parvus, 388 nucleotides. The record is from the annotation of a GenBank genome assembly. NCBI's taxonomy places the organism in Eukaryota, Metazoa, Chordata, Amphibia, Anura, Ranidae.
CUCUGGUCAUCUCCUGUACUAUGUUUGCAGUCUCUGGUCAUCUUCUGUAGUACGUCCACAGUCUCUGGUCAUCUCCUGUACUAUGCCCGCAAUCUCUGGUCAUCUCCUGUACCAUAUCCACAGUCUCUGGUCAUCUCCUGUACUGUGUCUGCAGUCUCUGGUCAUCUCCUGUACUGUGUCUGCAGUCUCUGGUCAUCUCCUGUACUGUGUCCGCAGUCUCUGGUUAUCUCCUGUACUAUGUCUGCAGUCUCUGGUCAUCUCCUGUACUGUGUCCGCAGUCUCUGGUCAUCUCCUGUAUUAUGUCAACAGUCUCUGGUCAUCUCCUGUAUUGUAUCCGCAGUCUCUGGUCAUCUCCUGUAUUAUGUUCACAGUCUCUGGUCAUCUCCUG